AUGCACCAUGACGAGCAUGAGCAUGAGCAUGCCUCCGCUGGCCACGACAAGGGAGCCCCCUCCGGCAUGGUGGGCUUCGACUCGCACACUCAGGCCACCGCGGGCGGAUAUUUCACCAGCGGCCGAUUCAUCGGGUCGAUGCUCGCCAUUGGAUUCUCCAUCGCCAGUGGAGCGGGAACGUUCAGCCUGCCCGCCGCCAUCCUGUCCUCGAUCGACGCCGACAUAGGGCCUGACAAGAACAUCGUCUGGGUCUCGUACAUGGGCGUCCUCGGCUUGGCCGUCGGGCUGCCCCUGGUGGCCAGACUGUCCGACAUCUUCGGCCGCCGGUGGUACUACCUGGGAGGGAAUUUCUUCAUGCUGGUGGGCGCCAUCGUGUGUGCCACGGCCAAGAGCGUGCCGACGUUGGUCGGAGGCACGGUGAUCCUGAGCGUCGCGUCGGGCGCGGCCUUUUCCUUCUCCUUCCUUAUCAACGAGAUCGUGCCCAUGAAAUAUCGCUUCAUCGGCACGGCGUCGGGCUACCUCUUUGCUUUGCCCACCUCUGGGUUUGGCGCGGCGGUCGCCAUCUCUUUGGCGGCAAAGUCACCUGGAGGCUGGCGAUGGGUGUACUACCUCAUGAUGAUCCUGGACGGCAUCGCGCUGUUCUUCUUCUACUUCUUCUACCAUCCCCCGACCUUCAAGAUGAAGCAGGGCGAGCGCAGCAAACUCCAGAUGCUCAAGGACUUGGACUUUGUCGGCAUGUUCCUCUUCUCCGUCGGCAUUGUCAUUUUCCUCCUCGGUCUGUCAUGGGGCGGUGUGACGGAGCCCUGGAAGUCCGCCGGAGUCAUUGCCCCCAUUGUGCUCGGCGUGGCCACGCUGGCCGCCUUUGUCGCCUGGGAGAUUUACUGGCCUCUGAAGCAGCCCAUGGUGCCCAAGCACCUGUUCAACGAUCGAGACUGGGUGGUGGCAGCUCUGCUACUGGCCUUCGCAGCCAGCAUCUACUAUGCGCUGGCCAUUGUCUGGCCCCAAGCGGUGGUCGCAUUGUACGCCGAAGGGCACGGCACACAUGCUCUGCUUUCAGCUGCCUCCACCAUCCCUUACCUAGGCGGCCAGAUCACCGGCGGCUUGCUCUGCAAGCAAAUCGGACGGCUGAAAUGGCAGUGUUUCACCAUUGCGUUGGUGGGGGGAACCUUGCUCGCCUGCCUCGCAACCACCGGUCCGCAUGAUAUGCCCACGGCGUUAGGCUUGCUCAUCUCCGGCGUCUUCUGUAUGGGGUGGAUGGAAAGCAUCACGCAAACAUUGGUGGGCAUCUGCGUCCGAAAUCAAAAGGAAAUCGGCACCGCUGUGGGCAUGGCCGGUUCAGUCCGCUCGGUGAUCUCGACCAUAGCCUCGACCAUCUAUAUCAUUGUGCUCGACAACCGCCUGAAAAAGACCCUGCCGGGAGCCGUUGUCCCUGCGGUUGAGAGAGCGGGCCUCCCUGCUUCCUCGAUCCCGGCCCUCAUGGCCGCUCUCGCCACCAACUCAGAAAGCGCCUAUGAUGCAGUCAAGGGCCUGACCCCCCAGAUUUUGAGUGUAGCACAGAACGCCUACAAGGAAGGGUCCUCGAGGGCGUAUUCGACAGUGUUUUUAGUCACCCUCGCCGUCAGUGGACUUUCGGUGGUGCUGUCCUUGAUUGCCCCUAACGUGGACCAUCUCAUGACCAACCAUGUAGCAGUGAUGCUGCAGCACCAGAAGAAGGACGAGGGACCGAAGAAGGAGGGAGAGCUGAGCGAGCUGCAGGCGUGA
Molecule: messenger RNA, 1761 nt
Organism: Capronia epimyces CBS 606.96
Lineage: Eukaryota; Fungi; Ascomycota; Eurotiomycetes; Chaetothyriales; Herpotrichiellaceae
Exons: 2
Coding region: 1-1761 (586 amino acids)
Biological process (GO): transmembrane transport
Cellular component (GO): membrane
Molecular function (GO): transmembrane transporter activity
Source: RefSeq, a predicted model, not a curated record